Molecule: messenger RNA, 2494 nt
Organism: Euleptes europaea (tarantolino)
Lineage: Eukaryota; Metazoa; Chordata; Lepidosauria; Squamata; Sphaerodactylidae
Product: protocadherin beta-16-like
Exons: 1
Coding region: 65-2494 (809 amino acids)
Biological process (GO): homophilic cell-cell adhesion
Cellular component (GO): plasma membrane
Molecular function (GO): calcium ion binding
Source: RefSeq, a predicted model, not a curated record
UAAAUGAGGCAACUUACCAAGAACCAUCCUGUGUGUUAAAUCUGUACUGAAGGAGGCUGAGACAAUGAGAAAUCACAACAGCAUCUGGCAAGGUUGGUCUUUUUUCCUGUAUCUCUGCAUGUGUGGGGCAAUAUGUGAGUCCUUCCGCUAUUCAGUGCCAGAGGAAAAGAAAAGUGGGUCUCUGGUGGCAAAUGUGUUAAAAGACUUGAAGGUGGAUGUGAAGGAGCUGUCUGUUCGUAGAGCCCGGCUGGUUUCUAAAAGCACCAAGCAAUAUUUCCAGCUGGAUCCUCACUCUGGGAAUGUGCUAUUAAAUGAUAAAAUAGACCGAGAGGCUUUGUGUGGUCAGAAAGACCUGUGUGUCUUACUCUCAGAGAUUGUGCUGGAAAACCCAUUGCAAGUGCACAGAAUUGAGAUUGAAAUAGAGGACGUGAAUGAUAAUUUCCCGCAGUUCUCUCAAAAAGAAUUUCUUUUUGAAAUACCCGAGCAGACUCAAACAAAUGCUCGAUUCCCUUUGGAGAAAGCUCGAGAUGCAGAUAGAGGAGAAAAUGCUGUUCAGAACUAUACACUUAGUCCAAAUGACCAUUUUAGACUGGAUGUGCUAAGUCGCAGCGAUGGUACCAAAUAUGCAGAAUUAGUAUUACAAAAACAAUUAGACCGUGAAGAGCAGUCACAUUUUCCCCUGAUUCUGUCAGCUACUGAUGGAGGGAUCCCAAAGAGAACUGGAACAGCAAAAUUAAUCAUUGAUGUUCUGGACAUCAAUGACAAUGCUCCUCAUUUUCACCAAUCUCUGUACAAAGUGAAACUAAUGGAAAACAGCCCAUUGGACACAUUAGUCACCAAAGUUGAAGCAAACGACCAGGAUCUUGGUACAAAUGCAGAAAUUACUUAUUCCUUUAGCCAGGUGCCAGAAAAUGUGCUCAGAUCGUUCAAGUUAAGCAAGCAUACUGGGGAACUUACUGUUGCAGGAACCAUUGAUUAUGAAGAGGAGAGAAAUUAUGAGAUAAACAUCAAAGCUUCGGAUGGAGGGGGGCUCUCUGCUUACUGCAAAGUCAUUGUGGAGGUUGAGGACAGGAAUGACAACGCCCCAGAGGUGACCCUAACCUCCCUCACCAGCCCCUUACCAGAAGAUUCUCCCCCAGAUACUGUUGUAGCUCUCUUCAGUGUUACCGAUCAAGACUCUGGAGAUAAUGGAAGAACUGCCUGCACCACUGAGGCAAACUUGCCCUUCAUGCUAAAAGCUUCUGAGAAUAACUAUUACCAACUGGUGACCCAACAGCCUCUAGACCGAGAAAGCGUCUCAGAGUACAACAUCACCAUCACAGCCACAGACAAAGGCUCCCCCAGGCUUAGUUCAAGAAGAAUAAUUAAUGUUCAGAUCUCAGAUGUCAAUGACAACUCUCCAAUAUUUGAGAAGUCAACAUAUGAAAUGCAAAUACGAGAAAAUAAUAUUCCAGGUCAUUUAAUAGGAUUGGUACAUGCUGAUGACCCAGAUACAGAACAGAAUGCCAAAGUGACCUAUUCACUUUUGCCUGGGAAGGCCAGUGAUCAACCUGUGUCCUCUUACGUCUCCAUCAACUCUGAAACUGGGAAUCUGUAUGCCAUCCGAUCACUGGACUAUGAGCAGGUGAAAGAUUUCCAGGUGACUGUGAGGGCUGUGGACAGCGGUUCUCCUCCCCUGAGUUCCAAAGUUAUGAUCCGAGUUGUUGUCCUGGAUGAAAAUGAUAAUGCCCCGUUCAUCCUGUACCCUCUUCAGAAUGGCACCUCCCCAUCCAAUGACCUGGUUCCCAGGGGGGCCGAGGCUGGCUACCUGGUCACCAAGGUGGUGGCCGUGGACAGAGAUUCCGGUCAGAACUCUUGGCUCUCCUAUGAGCUCCUGAAGGCCACAGAACCGGGUCUGUUUGGUGUGGGGGUCCAGAAUGGAGAAGUGAAAACCAUGAGACCCAUUAAUAAACGAGACAGCUUCAAACAAAAACUUAUAAUCGGAGUCAGAGACAACGGGAGUCCUCCCCAGUCCACCUCUGCAACGCUGAGCAUUCUGCUAGUGGAUGGCUUUUCUGACCCCUAUAUGAAAAUGGUGGAUAUCCCUAAGGAUGAAGUGGUGGAGGAGGAAGACCGUACCUUGACUCUGUAUCUGGUCAUAUGCUUGGCUGUCAUCUCCUUCAUUUUUCUGGUUUCUGCAGUGGUGUUUGUCGCUAUCAAGAUACAGAAAAAGAGGAAGUUUGUGGAGAGCUCAGCCCUGAAUUUCCCAGUAGGACCUAAUUUCCCAGAGAACUGUGGAGAUGCUGAUGCUGGAUCCCUUUCCCGGGCAUACAACUAUGAGGUGUGCUUAGCUGGUGGAUCUCUGAACAGCGAGUUCAGGUUUCUCAGGCCACUCUUUCCUGUGUUUUCUGUGGAGCCUGCUCAGUCCCAGGGGGUUCAAAGGAUUUCAACUGGCUCCCAAGAAGUUCCUAGCCAUGCAGCAGAACGGCAACUCAUGAAUCAGGUAAGAAUAUAA